Messenger RNA from Anopheles maculipalpis, 3768 nucleotides. RefSeq names its product protein Smaug (gene smg). Gene Ontology annotation, molecular function: translation repressor activity; protein binding; mRNA binding. NCBI's taxonomy places the organism in Eukaryota, Metazoa, Arthropoda, Insecta, Diptera, Culicidae. Gene Ontology annotation, biological process: negative regulation of translation; regulation of DNA-templated transcription; nuclear-transcribed mRNA poly(A) tail shortening. Gene Ontology annotation, cellular component: P-body. The transcript has 5 exons. Bases 17 to 3736 code for a protein of 1239 amino acids. The record is from RefSeq and is a predicted model, not a curated record.
CAACAACAGCACUGAAAUGAAAUAUCCAGGCGGUAAUCCAUCGACAAUGUUUUGCGAACAGGUUGGAACCGUGACGUCGCUGUUUGAGCAGUGGAAUGAUUGCGAACGGACGGUUGUGCUGUACGCGCUGCUGAAGCGUGUACCGUUCGCCAAUCUGAAGUUCCUGCAGGUUUCGAUCGAUUAUAAUCUGGCGCAAAACUACAGUACCCAGGCAAAGUUACAGCAGCUAGAAACGAAGGCGAACAACACGAUCCUGCUGGGCAAGUUGAUCCAGCGGUACUAUCAGCUGAGCGGUCACAGCAGUGCGGCUGCUUCCCAGCUAAUCGGUGGCACCCAGCUGAACAACAACAAUAAUAACAACAACAGUGUGAACAAUAAUCUCAAAACCGCUACCGAUACGUCCUCACUGUAUGAGCUGCUGAAGAAAUCAUCCAACUCUACCAUUGCGGACGGUGGAGGCGUCGCGCCGACGACGAUCCUGAAAGAAUCUCCUGUCAUUAAUGCUACCACCACUACUACUCCCUCCACGACGACGGCGGCAAUAUCGCCGGGACACAACCAACUCACAGCGAAGGGAUCUAUUAGUGGUCACGAACAGCAGCAGCAGCAGCAGCAACAGCUCCAGCGAGAACCAGAAACAAAAGAAGAUAUUCUGAAAGAUAUCCUCAUGUACCUGCCACUGUUGGCACCGGGGAAUGAUGAAGCAAAGAGUCUCUACAUGUCACUAAUACCGCCAGCGGUGGAUGACGCUUGCCGGCAGCUCGUACCGACAGAGAUCGUGCAACAGACGCUGUCCUAUCUGCUUAUACAUCCCGCUAUUACGAACGAUGAUCGACGCGUUCUAAGCCACUGGCUGCGACAUUUGGAGGAUUACAUCUCAACGUCCUACCUGCCACCGGCUAACACCACACCAUCCGUCGUGAAGAAUCGCAACUUUUUCAACAUUCAGCAAGUGACCGGUGUAGCCAACGGUACCAGCAGCAGUAACAGCAUCAACAGCAACAAUGGCACAACAUCAGUGUCCGGUGUCGCCAACCCACCUCACGUACAGUAUCUGUCAACAUCGACAAACUCUUCCGGCGGAUUGGGUGCACCAAACACAUGGACAAACGGAGGCUCAGCUCCGGGCUCACAGAUCGUGCCUGCCGUGCAUCAUCUCCAUCAUCCACAGCAUCAAACGUCCGCAUCGUCGGUGCUGUCGAAAUCGCAACAAAGCCUAAAUCACACGACAACGACCGGUCCGGUGACCGGCGGCAACAGCAAUACUAGCAAUAGUCAUAUCAACAAUAGCAGCAGCUCCAGCACAAGCUCGUCCAGCUCGACAAACAGCUCCAGCUCCUGUCUGGAUAGUGCCGCAUCUCAGCUUUUGAAAACGGCGGCCUCUCCUCGACCGCUUCCAACGGCCGAGUCGGUGCACGAGUUUAGCAAGACGAUUGGACAAAGCUUGCUCACAUCUAGUCAAUCGAUGCUGUGUAAUACCGGCAGCAGUAAUGGUACCGGAAGUUCCCUAGUGUCCGGAGGUAGCAGCAUAAGUUUGAAUCUGCCUCUAAACGGACAACAACUGCACCAGCAACCACAGCAACGGCCUACAAUAACGGGAGGACCCUCAGUAGUCGAAAGUGACGCGCAUCACGAUCUCAUGGCUGCGACGGAAUCGCUGCUGUACGAUUCCACCGACGACGAUCAUAUUUCUUUCAGCAAGAACGGUACCGAGAUAUUUGAUUACGAUUGUGAUUUCGAUAACGAGGACGAGUUCAACUACAUAACGCGCAGUGCGGCCGCUAUCCGGGCAGCGGAAGCUGCAGCAGCAGCAGCAUCCCCUAACGUCGGUCCAGCCUCUGGCGCUUCCUCCACUCCGGCUGGUUCCGGAGUAGGGCCGGCACACGCCACCGGUAAAAAGUUGGUCUCGUUCAAUAGUAAUGUCAACGAUUUCUUGCGUGUCCCGCUGCUUACCAGCUACGGGCAACACAAUCUCCUUGCACACGGACCCAGUUCCAUCGGAGGCGGUGCAUUGCUUGAUCUCGAUCUGGACAGUACACUGAUGAAGACGCGCCGGUCCAACAGUCUUACAACCCCUUCGACCCUUUCGGCGCUCGGCGUUGGAGGAGAGCUAAAUGCACAGCAGAAGCAAAACAACGAAUGCCUCUCGGCAGAAAAUCUUUCCAAUUUACAACUGUUGCAGAACAAACCGCGCAGCUUCUCGCUAACGAUGGAAAGCCCACGCUCUUCGUUAGCGUCGAGCGGUUCCGAUACGCAGCUGGACGACUACAAGCAGGGCAGCGGUUUGAUGAAGCUUUACGGCGGACAACCAAACAUUGGAAUGUCCAGCAUUGCGCACUGGCUGAAGAGUUUGCGGCUGCACAAGUACGUGUGGUUGUUCUCGAAUCUAACGUACGACAAGAUGCUUGGCAUUACGGAAGAGUACCUGCAGAAUCUCGGUGUAACGAAGGGUGCCCGGCACAAGCUGGCGAUCUGCAUUCAGAAGCUAAGGGAGCGCUACGGAACGCUGCUGCAGCUGGAGAAAGAUCUGAUUGCGGGACAGAAGGCACAGCUCGGUACGGUACUGGAAGAGCUGACCAACAUCGUGCUGACACCGAUGAAACCGAUUGGCAUGGAUCAAACGGAGGAUAUAGCUGGACAGUUUGCGAAGGUGUUGGAUUUAGUGGGUUCCAUCAUUGUAAUGCGACCGGUCUGCAAUCAGCAGGACGAAGAGUACCUGAACAUUUUCCUGUGGAUUGUCGAGCGCGCCUUGCACAACGACGCGUUCAUCGCCCACUCGGCACAGCUGAAGGACCACAAGUACAAAGUGUCAAAGAUAAAGAUGCAGAUAGCGCCAAAGAGUGGACACUUUACGAAGGCUACGAACGUUGCUGGGCCUGGUAUGAAUAAGCCAAGAUGGUCCGCAAACAAUAAGCAUAAACCAGUGAACGCCAACGAAUCGCAAGCAAAAACGCACCGCAAAAGUUCCGUACCGUACUUUGUACCACCGAACCAUCUGAAUGCGAGCCAGCAAGCAUCCUCCGUGGGACCUUCGCCGCAGACACCACACUCCCUUCUACCGGGUGCAUCGUCGCAGGUCAUGACCGCCCAUCAGUAUUUCCAUCACGCUAAUAAUGCCGCCAACAGUGUUAGCAAUAGCGGCAGCAACAAUAGCACCGCCAAUUACAACAAAAGCUCCUCCUAUCCGAGCUUCGCUUCUACCCUACACAGUGGAAGCGGUGUGGCGAGUGGUGCCGGUGGCGUCAUGAAACCGAUGGCAACCAUUAACCCGUCAAUGCAACCAACCAGCCAGCAUCACCAACAGCAACCCCUGCCCCCGCACAAACAAUCCUCACAGCAGCAGCCUCCCUCGCUACAGCCACCGGCCAUGCAACAUCCCAACUUUAUGUUUCAUCGCCAUUCGCUGAGCAACAUUACGCAUCACCAUCACAACGCCAACCCGUUGGUACCACCGCCGACCAUUUUCCUAAACAAUCUGUGCUCCGUGUCGGGCGAGAAUCGUUCCACUGGUGCGAAGAUCGUUGACAGUGGUUCGGUAAAAGGUAACGGUGCGAUGAAACAGCUUUCCGGUGGCAGUAUAAUGGGUUCGGCAGGAGAACAAUCGCUGCUAAUGGCGAAGGAUUGCGGUGGCCAGAAUGAUAGUAGCAGUAACAGCAACCACAACAGCAGUAUCGUUGAUAUCAACUCGCGACUUGAAUUUCUCUGUCGGCAGAUGACAGAACAGGCGAUAAAUUAAUGAAACUGAGCUGAGCUAAAUAUAGGCAGCGA